Messenger RNA from Candida tropicalis MYA-3404, 291 nucleotides. Its product is annotated as U6 snRNA complex subunit. NCBI's taxonomy places the organism in Eukaryota, Fungi, Ascomycota, Pichiomycetes, Serinales, Debaryomycetaceae. Gene Ontology annotation, biological process: P-body assembly; RNA processing; spliceosomal snRNP assembly. Gene Ontology annotation, cellular component: spliceosomal tri-snRNP complex; P-body; U6 snRNP. Gene Ontology annotation, molecular function: U6 snRNA binding. The transcript has a single exon. The record is from RefSeq and is a predicted model, not a curated record. Bases 1 to 291 code for a protein of 96 amino acids.
AUGAAUCUAACAUUACAUAAUGUGAUACAAACAAAUUCAAAUGGUGAUGAAUUCACUAAAAUACCCGAAAUUUAUAUUCGAGGAAUGCAUAUUAAAUAUUUACGUAUUCCUGAUGAUAUUAUGUCAUAUGCUAAAGAACAAAGUAUGAUAAAUAUGGAAAAUAGAAAUAGAUAUCAAAAAAGAAGAACUGGAGGUGGUAAUGGAAAUGAUCAUCAAUAUCAAAAUAGAAGAUAUGGUAAUAGACAAUAUCAAGGUAAUCAAGGUCAAAGUGGUGGUUAUUGGCGUAAAUAA